AUGCCAUGAAUUUUAUCAAAUGUUUCUACUGCUCUAAUAUGGCUUGAUAUAUAUUUUUCAAAAAAAUUACAGGGUUUUGUCCAUUUGAAAAUAUGUUGUGAUUGUGAGAUUUUUUUUACCCAGUCUCAUGUUUUUGUACAGGACCACUCUAGUCCUAACUACUGCAUGAUGAACAAAACUGUAUAGAUAGUUUAUUGGCUUGCUUUCACAUGACAAUCAGUAAAAUUUUCAAUUUGAGAUAAGCACUUGUCAUUGUGGUCGAUAUGUCCUAGCAAUUAUUAAAAUGUUGAUUUCAAUUAUGACUGCAUCCCAUGUUAAAUCUAGUUCAAACCCCAUGCCCACUGCCUGACCCCUGGUGUAAUAAAUUAUGUAGGCAAUGCCAGAAAGAUUCAGGUACUUCCAAACUAUAGUAGCAGUGGUUGUUUGGUCUGAGACUUGUUCUGAGCAAAAAAGCAUAUAAAUAGCCUGCAUAAAAAAUUAUCACCCCUGAGAGCAAUUUUAUUAUUAAAGGUAACAAAAAUUAGUAGCAUCUGAUCAGUUCAUAAUUCUUUUCAGGUCUCUAUUGAGAAUCUGCAUAUCAAGUGAAUUAAUAUAACAGAAAAUACCAUAUUUCCCUCUUUCCAAUGUUUACAUGAUUUAUAGUAAACAAGUUGUAUUGUUUCAAUAAUGUUUUAGUGAAACAAAGAUUUUUCAUUGUUUUAUGAUGUAUCGAAUAUCAAACCAAUUCACAUUAUUCAGUCAAUGGUUUUAUUUUCAAUGAGAAAUCGAGAAUAACAAACAAAAACAACCACAUAUGUCUCUAAGAAGGCUUAAAUGUAAAACAAUGGAGGUUGCUAUUGUUUGUGAGCAACAACAUGCUUCCUAUCAGUAACAUUAUCACUACUAGCAUCAAUUUACUAUGAAAAAUUUUAGUUAACAUAAGUACUAUGAACUAUGAUUUUUACUCAGUGAUUGGAAAUUAGAUGAAAAGGUGCUGAAGAUAAAAGAUAACAUGGUUUCACUUGAGUUCGAUGGGUGCUGAGAAAUUUUAGGACGCAAGUCUAUUUUUUUCACAAAUGUUUUAAUAUUUGUGUGUGUUGUAAUGUGUAGCAUAUAUAAGAUGGCAGUUAAAUGUUUUUAACUUCUUAGAUCACUUGGAAAUUUUUGGCUGUUAUGACUGCAUAUUGAUAUGCUGCUAUCUGGCGAUGACAUUUUAUACCAGAAUCUGGCAAGGGUGAAUUAUUCUGGUUUCUGGUAACUCCAAUGUCGUUUUGUGCAAUAAAAUGAAACAUUGACUCUAAAUACUGAAGUUUUAAUAUAUUAAUUUCAUCACAAAUGAUGUCUGAGUUAAUCCUCUGUUAUCAUUGAGUUCAUUUGAUCUUUUACAUUCAUUUCUACAAGCUUUGUUUUUUGGAAUUUAUUUUAAACAGACUUUAAUUUUUAUUUAAAGCAUAGUUGUAGUUAAGGUAGAUAUAUUAUUUUCGGAUGCAGUAUGUUUUAUAAUGUGUUACAAUUGAAGAUGUAAUAUUUUUUGAAUAUAUUUGAAACAUUGUGAUUAAGCAACACUACAAUUCAAUAUCAAAUUGGAUGGUUUAUGAUAAAAAAGAAUGCCAAGUUUAGCAGAAAUUCGCAAGAUUUCUCUUCAUACUUUACAUAGGAGUGCGACCCAAAAUUGGGAAAAACAGAACAGAUCUUUAAGUCGCGAUAAAAAAUUUCUAAGAUCUUCAAGUAUGCCAGCUCUGAAAAUUAGGAAGAAAAAUGAAGGGAAUCAGUCAACAAACAGACCAGAACGUGCCUCCUCAUCAAAGUAUAUUGAUGACACCUCUGGUAGGAAAAUGUCUUCAUCAUCAGACUCUGGAGAUGAUAAUGAUGAUUUAAUAUCAGAAAGCACUGACAGAUCUUAUCAGAAUAUCAUGUUUGGAUUUCAAAAACUUGCUAGAUACGAGCAGCCACCUAAAACAACAGAUAUUAUGGACAUUUUAUAUAAUGGAAGAGUUCACAGAUUUUUUCUUCUUGAUUCAAGAGGAAUCGUUUCAUGGGAUCCAAGUGCAGAAAAUACAGAUAAGAUAACAAGAGAAUUACAUUUUCCUAAAUACAAAACCAAGCUUCUACGUUCUGUCAUCUUCUGCAAGAAACAUAAUGUGUUCUUUGCGAUAUGCAGCGAUUUUACUUUGAAGGUCUAUAACAAAGAUUUUCAUGAAACAUUCAAGACAGAAAACAAAAGCAUGAGAUCAAUUUUACAUCUGGUAUUUAAUCCAGUUACUGAUGAAUUAAUUUCAUCUGGAGUUGCUGGAACUGUUGUGUGGAAAUAUAAACAAACACAAAGAAAUUUAUUUGACACUAUUAAACCAAUGGCUAACUAUGAACUUCAAUUACAUGCAGAAUAUCCCAACAUUGGGGGAACAUGGUGCACCAAAGUCGAAUUGAUAUCUUCUUCGCAAUAUCUAUUCUAUUGUUCUGAUAUGGAUUUAUAUGCAUAUGAUGCUAGAGAUAUAAGAAAACUCUUUGUUAUUCAUGGGGCUCACAGUGCUGCACUAACAUGUAUCGGAUUUUCAUCAACUCAUCGAACAUUAUUAACUGGAAGUGUUGAUUGUGAAGUCAAAGUAUGGGGAGCAUCUGGAGGACAUGUUUGUACAUUGAGAGGUCAUUCUAGACCUGUUACAAGCAUUCUCAUUCACCCUGAUAUACCAGGCCUGGUAUUUUCAAGUUCUAUGGAUGGGACAAUAAAAGUGUGGUCUCUUCAUACCAUGGAUUUAUUCUCAAGUUUGAGUGUAUUUUCUGAGGGAAUAAGAUGGAUGAAUUUAACUGAUGAUGGAAUGAUAUGGUGUGCCAAUUUGAAAAAGAUAUCUGUGUACAAGUUUGAUGCUGUUGUUUCAUUCUGGGGACAUACAAGGUGUUGUAUAACUGAUCUGAAAAUUCUCAACCAUCCUGGUAAAACAAAGAGGCUUAUGGCUGUUGGUGAAGAUGGUAGCGUUCGAUUGUUCAGUCAAUCAACAGCAAACACAUCUGCUUUAUGUACUGUUCUACCUCCGCCUGUUGUAUCUUUGCUUGACAAUGUGCGUGAUGUAACUGCUUCUCGAUAUCAUCAUUUAUUCUUUAUUCUGAUAAAUCCAACAACGAUUUGGGUUUAUACUGCACAGACAGAUCCAGCUUGCAGGAUUUCUGCAUGGAACAUUCCUGUAAUAUUAAAAGAAGGAAUCAUAGAAUCUUCCACAGAUACAGAACUUGAACCUGCGACUAAAAGCACCUCAACAACAUCUAUAUCUAGUCAAAUUUUGCGUAGUUUUGAAGAAAAAAAAGUAAUGCACGGAUGUACUCAAAUAUUAUCUGGUAAAACAAAAUCAUCUGCAUGCUGUUGUAUCCUUGCGGUUUAUUCUGAAAAUGGAUUUCAAUAUCAUUCUCCUCUUGGACUUUGUUGUGCCAAAUCAAGACAUUUACUUCUGUUUGGGCUUGAAGAUGGUCGAGUUAUUUUUGUAGAUCAAAAACAACGUGGUCUUCUAUAUUGUGAACUACAAGUUUCUAAAGAUGCAAUUAAAUCUAUGAAAUAUGAAAACGAAAAAAGUUGGCUGAUAACUCAAACUAACAACAAUUUAAAUGUUAUGUUUUACAUAUGGAAACUACCAGAACUGGAAUUGCUUUACAAAAUUUCAGCUCCAAUAACCACAACAUGUUAUACUAUACUGGACAACACUCUGAUCACUGGUCAUUCAAAUGGACUGGUCAUACUUUUCUCGAUUGCCCCAACCGAUGAGAAUGCAGAUUCAUCGAUAGAACAUGACAAAAAUCAUUCUGAACAUAAAGAUAAAAUUACUGAUGUAAAAGCUUGUAAAAAACAAAAUGUUUUCUGCACCUGCAGUGCUGAUGGUUUCAUUAAAAUCUGGGAUUCGAAUAAAACAUUGCUCACUGAUAUAAAACUUGGUGAAGAUUUGACAUGUUGUGAUUUUCUAAAUAAUCAUGGUGAUCUUAUUAUUGGUUGGAAACGUCAUCUAUUUCUUAUUGAUCACAAGACAUUAUCAUUGGAUGAAGAAAGCGGUGAAUUAUCAGACAAUGUAGAAAAAGAAUCAGAUAUUUAUGAAGAUCCUUCUAUAAGAUAUGAGAACAAUUUAAAGACAAAAUCAAAACCAAGUACAAUAACGAUGUACAAGUAUCUUGUACCUUAUGGAUUUAUUGCUACUGAAGGAAAUGAUAACAUUGACCUGAAAAAAAUGCAAGAAGAGGAUAAAGCUGGGAGUGAUGAUUCUGAAGGUUCAGAACAUACAUUGUGUGCAAUGACAGAUACAUAUUUAUCGCCUGCAACAUCUAUGGAAUCAUUUGGUAUCAUUGACACAUUAUUUCCACGAAAUUCUCCUGAUCACGAUAAAGUUACAAAAACAUCAGAUGUUAUAUUUCCUGAAUUUGGAAUAUCGCCUGGGCCAACUCCACCUGAGAGUGUUUUCAGUAAUUCAAAUGAAGAAUGUCUUUCUAUAGAAGAUGACAUUGUUGUAUCAGAAGAGGUACUCGACCAUCCAUGGAUGACGGCUGAGAAGAAAGUUGACUUGAAAGAGAAACUUUCUACUGGUGUAGUUGUAGCAAAAGCUAUUAAGAAAAUGUCAAAGAAAAAGAAAGAUGAAAUUGUUGCAACACAACCCAUAAAAUCUAGGUUUGCGAGUGCUGAAAUAGAUGCAAAAGAUAUGAUGAAAAAAGGAAUGAAUGUUGUAUUUGCUGUUGAAUCAAUGCAGAAAGAUAGAAAAAAGAAGAAAACUAGUUCUGCUCAUGAUAGACCAUUGUCAGCCAAGCACAUUUUGAAGAAAACUCGUCGACCAUCAACUGCAAGUCUCAGAAGGAAAAGCCUCCAUCCGACUGAAAUUCCUCUCCAACCUUGGCAAGUGAAAGAUGAUGGAUCUGCUGGUGAUUCAGAUUCUUCUCCCAUUGAAGUACAAUUGGACACAAGAGCCGUAGAAAAUAAACUAAUGGAAUUGGGUUUGAAAAUGACGCCACAGCAUAAAGUUAACAGUUCAUUACCAGAGAAAUCUUCAUCUGCUGCUCAGUUCCAUAGGAAGAAGCAAGCAAUAUCUAGUGCAAAACCUAAUGUUCCAGUCAGCAGUAAAUUGAAACGUAGAAUCAGUAAAUCUGCAGCAGUGAAUCGUCGGAAAUCUACAACUCACAAGGAUGGAAAUAAAUCUUUGAUUGUAAAUAAUACUCCAGUUCCAGAACCUUCAAAAUUACUGAAUCAAUUGAAUAAUUCUCAUCAUAUCAAAUCACCUAUUGCACAAGGUAAUUUUACUCAUGAAGCAACAUCACUAAAUAAACCAGUUACCCAUGUUGACAUGAAAUACAGGCAACAAUUUGCUGAAAAAUCAGAAGAUAAUACUUUGAAGAACGGUAUGGAAAAUAAUGAGACUGAACCCGAUUUAGUGAAUGCAAAGAUUUCAAAUGAACAGAAUGAAGGACAAACAAUAUCUUCAUCAACAAAUAAUUCCAGUAGUUUAUUUCAAUCUUCAAGUCAAGAUGAAAUCACCGAUAAUAAAUCUCAUCUCAAAUCAGAACAACAUCUUCAAAGUAUUGCAGAAACAAAUGGAGAGGAGGUUCAAGAUAUUGACUGCUUGAAUAUGAGAGAAAUCCUGGAUAAACGGAGAAUUGAAGAAGAUGGUGACAGUGAUGAUGAUGAAAUGAUAAUUCCUAAUUUAUUGGAAUAUGAUUUCCAUGCCAUCUAUAAAAAAGAUGGUUUACAGUUCGAUGAGAAGUGGCAGGAUCGUAUGUUGGAAAGAUAUCUUUUAUUAAAACUUCAAAAGGAACAAAGACAAGAAGCCGCAAUGAAUAAAAGAAUUUUUCUUGAACAAGAAAGACAGUUUCGUCUACUUGCUUCUCAACCGGAUUUACUUCAAAAAUACAACGAACCAUGGUACGAAGAUCCUGACUUACUUGCAAACUAUAUUCUGAACAGUAACUUAAUGCAGGGUAAAGAAACACCUUCCAAUCACAUGGAAAACCAUGAUUAUCAUUUGUAUAAACGACCUAUGAGUGAGGCAUCGAUACACAAAGAUUCAAGCGAUAGAUGGUCAGAAAGAGAUCGACAUUUUAGAUUUUCGAUCAGAGAUCAAUCCAAUGCAGAUACCCAUGAUAGAUCAAGUAUUCUUCCAAAAUGUACAAAAAUAUCAACUCCGCCCAAUAAUUAUCUUCCCCCAACAUCUUUCAAUAGCAAUACUGCUCUAAGAACCAAAAGCUCAUGUUCAUCUUUUCAAAGACUGGCAACAGAGAGACCAAGAUCAAGUACAUCUAUACCUGGAAAAACAAGGUACAUUUUAAUCAAAUCUGGGAAAACCAAGAAGCCGGUUAAAGCACCAAGUCCCACUAAAUUAGAAGAAAAUUUGUUAAAGAAGCGAUUUCCGAGCCAACAUUGUCACGUUAUGAAAUCACUCGGACGACUCGAUGAACUAGAACUAUCAGAUUAUGAUGAAAUAACAAAAGCACAACAAUGCUUGAACAGUAGAGUAACUACUCCUGUCUUUGGAAAUCGCCACGCACAAACUGCUAUUCCAGAUACCGGAGGAAGGCAUUUACAGAAAAGUUACAAGAGUGAGACAGAUGCCCAUGUUGUUACAAGAAACACUCCUGUUAAAGGUUUUGGUUCGGUACUUGAUCAAAUAGAACCGUCAUCAUCAGUUUGUUACACAAAUUCCUGGAUGUCUCCUUCUUCGAAUGUUUGUAUAAAUCCAUUGGACAUUGUUAAACGAAAAUCAUCAGGUAAUAUACCCCAUCAAAAACAUAUCUCUGCUUGAGUUUCUUCACAUAGUCUUCUUCAUUCAAUUUUGAGUAACCAAAAUGAGACACAUUUGUCAGAGGAUAUAUUAGUAAGUAAGAAUUCAAGUCAUCACAGUAGUCCAUACUGUUGCGAAUUUCAUUGUGAUUCUUUGUUCCAUACUUUAUUUUUCUUUAAACCUAUUAGCAUAUAACAAUGAAUUGUUAGUUAGAUAACUUUGUUUUUGAAUCUCAGAUUUUGGAAAAUAUCUUAAUCCAUGUGACUCAAAGUAAGUGCAUUUGUGAGAUUAUGCCCUUAGUAUUCAGAGCAUUGCAUGUAAUCUAUAUUUCUAAGUAAUCUGAUGUAUCUAUGUUUUUCACAAUUUAUUGUUGUUACCCUGGCUAAAUACCUAUCGCUGCUAGACUGUGAUUUUUCUAUUUUCGGAGAUUUCUUUACCGCUGUUUGUGAUGUUUAAGAGAAGUGUAGGAGCAUGGAAAUUUCUUCCAAACCAACACUUAGUAGAAUAAUAAUCUCAUAACCAAAACCAGGGGUGGCCAACACAACGAUUGAAAUCGAUUGAUCAAUUGCCACAUGUGGAGUGGAUGAUUGCACCUGAUUUUGAUACAACUUUAUUAACAACAUGCUAAAAUAUUUGUCUUCACUAUAAUUCUCGCUGCGACUUCUGUGUUCUAAAAAGAAAGGAAUAUGUACUGCACUUGCCAAAAAAAAAACGAUAUGAUUUGAGACAAGUCUGAUGAGGCACAUUAAAACGCAACAAAUUCAAGUUUGUCUUUGUCAACAUUUAAAAACGAAAAGACUGAGUGAGAUUUUUUAGGUGACGAAUAAUUCUGAAAUCUAUAAUUCAUUUUGCCCUUAAUUUCUUCAUCAUCACAAAGAUUUUUUCUAUCCUGGAGUGCUAUAAAUUGUGUUCCCAACAGUAGUAGUAACGUCACAGCAUCCAUUUUGAUGUUGAUCAAUACUUGUUGUUAAAUUGUUAAUACUCGUUCACUUUUGUGUGUGAAUGCAUUGUCGAUCUCGGUCGAAAAUAGGUUAGCCGCCCCAGACAUAAACAAGCAGGACAAAUUUAAAAACGAUGUGUUUUAAUUAUCCUGGUUCCAAUGUUAUGAACAUUGCCAAUAUCUACCUCUUAUCCAACCAAUUAGAUAAACUGAAAUGAUCUCAAUACCACAGUGAUAAGUUAAUGUAACAUUUCAGAGUCUUCGUUCAACUGCUCUCUAUAAGAUUUUUGGGAUACCUUGCCUUAGGCCUAGACUUUUUCCAUUUUAUUUGUUCACCAUAUUAAAUUUGCUUCCUUCAAAGAUGGCAAAAAUAUAUAUUUUAUGUACUGUUUUAAACACCUUUUUCUGUAUCUGAUUUUACUUUAUUCUUUUUUUCAAAAGUAUUCCAUCUAUCUUUAUUAUCUAUUUGAAUUGUUCAGUAAUGUAUUUCAGUUAAAUUCAUUUUAAUAAAACUGUAGCACCGAAGA
Styela clava is the source of this 8183-nucleotide messenger RNA. The record is from RefSeq and is a predicted model, not a curated record. Lineage: Eukaryota; Metazoa; Chordata; Ascidiacea; Stolidobranchia; Styelidae.